Mauremys mutica (yellowpond turtle) is the source of this 4736-nucleotide messenger RNA. It is a transcript of the gene UCK1, whose product is annotated as uridine-cytidine kinase 1. The record is from RefSeq and is a predicted model, not a curated record. Lineage: Eukaryota; Metazoa; Chordata; Testudines; Geoemydidae. Gene Ontology annotation, molecular function: ATP binding; kinase activity. The coding region runs from base 519 to 1259 and encodes 246 amino acids. Gene Ontology annotation, cellular component: cytoplasm; cytosol. The transcript is spliced from 9 exons.
GUGGCGACGGGCGAGUCAUGGCUUCGGCGGGCAGCAGCCUCGGCGGGGGGGAGGCCGAGCGCCCGCACCCCAGGCCCUUCCUGAUCGGGGUGAGCGGAGGCACCGCCAGCGGCAAGACUCCCAAGUGAAAGGAGUUUGUUCGAUCUCAUCUCUGGUUGUGGAUAGAUCAGCCUCUCGAGGCAGCAGCGGAGAACCAGGCCUCCUGGGGUCUAUCCCCAGCACCGUCACCAUCUUGUGUGACUUUGGGCAAGUCACUUCACCCAUCUCUGUUCCCCAAUCUACCAGGGACCAGACCAUCGCACCUACUUCCCUUCACCAUCUGAGUGAUCCUGGCUAGCUAACACAGGCUCAAUCUCCUGGGGUUCAAACACAUGGCAAAACGUGGGACAAAGACUCAAAAUGAGACAUGAGAAAAGGGCAGGUGCUUUAAAGGACACAGGCUUCCAUACGUCAGCAGCAGUUUUCUUCUCCCUUGCCGCAGUUGAAUGAGGCAACAUUUCUGUCGUCAGUGAUUUACCAUGAUAAAAUCCACAGUAUGUGAGAAAAUCAUGGAGCUCCUGGGACAAAAUGAGGUGGAUCAUCACCAACGAAAGCUCAUCAUUCUGAGCCAGGACAGGUUCUACAAGGUCCUCACUGCAGACCAAAAAGCCAAGGCAUUGAAGGGACAGUACAACUUUGAUCACCCAGGUGCUUUUGAUAAUGAUUUGAUGCACACAACCCUGAAAAAUAUUGUGGAGGGAAAAACUGUAGAGGUGCCGACCUAUGAUUUUGUAACCCAUUCCAGGUUGGCAGAGACAACAGUGGUCUAUCCUGCAGACGUGGUUCUUUUUGAGGGGAUCCUGGUAUUCUAUAACCAAGAUAUUCGGGAUAUGUUCCAUCUCCGACUCUUUGUUGACACAGACUCUGAUGUCCGGCUGUCCCGCAGAGUUCUUCGAGAUAUGAAGCGCGGGAGGGACCUAGAGCAGAUCCUGACUCAGUACACAACCUUCGUCAAACCUGCCUUUGAGGAGUUCUGCUUGCCGACAAAGAAGUAUGCUGAUGUGAUUAUUCCUCGUGGAGUCGACAAUAUGGUUGCUAUAAACCUCAUUGUGCAGCACAUCCAGGACAUUUUGAAUGGCGACAUCUGCAAGUGGCAGAGAGGGGCGAUGAAUGGGCAUGGCCGGACAUACAAGCGAUCGUUCCCUGAGCAAGCAGAGGGCAGCACCAUGCUGGCAGCUGGCAAACGAUCUCAUCUGGAGUCCAGCAGCCGUCCCCACUAACCAGCUGGGGGGCUGAAGAAGUUGCCUCUGUUCCAGACCAACUUUUUUAACAAACUGGUUUGGGACGUGCCCAUAGCAAUUUAGGGGCAGAUUCAAGAGGGUUGUGUGUGUGUGUGUCUUCUCACAGAGGAGAGGAAGGAGCUGGAUUAUUGACCCAGGACCUGGUGUUAGAUGGCAUUGUUUGCUGAAAUCCCCCUAGGAAUUAAAUCUAGUGGGGCACAAGAUCAUUGAUCUCCCCUCAUGGUGCUUUUCCUUAGCAGCAUGGUUGGCUGCCAGGAAAAAACAUCUCUUUGCUCCAAGUGAGACGCAGCAAAGAGCCUUGUUUUUAAACAAGCAGGUACAGGGCCCAACUGCCCCCUGAGAUUUCCCUUCUCCACAGAUCCAGCAUUGCCAUGGACAGAAGGGCCACAGUUCACCCUUGUGUGGGGAAAAGGACUGAUCUCUGCUGUUGUGCCAAUAAUGAGAAGUCUGUUUUACUCAGGGCUGAGCAAAAUUAGGCUUCUCUUGGGCAACAGGCAAUUUACAAAGGAGCAGUGGGGCUCCACCUUCCAGUUGAGGUGUUUUGUCACUAACUACACUCUCUGUAGCAUAGACUUUAGUUUUUGUGCCCAAAGCAUAACUAGGUGGAGUGCCUCAUGACAGGAAGGCUGCACCCAAGUCAGAGUCUGCUGAGCCGAAUUCAUUUGCAGACAUGGUUUAUAGUUCUCAUUCCUUCCCCAAAGCCACGUUAAAGCUCAGAGUGCUGUGGCACAUCCUAAAAUGAGCAGAAGGAAGGCUGAAAACUUAAUGUGAAAUCCCAGGCUCUAGCUUAGUGCUCCCUCUCUCAUUCCAAACACCAAUUGGUACCUCCUGUCUAUCAUGUAUAGUCUGUAAAUGCAGGCUUAAGCCUAGCAGGAAAAAUUGGUUAUGGUUGAAGAUGAACUUUUUUCAUCUCUUAUAAAAGCAAAGCCUGGCUCAAGUGGUUGUGCUGCUUUGAUUAAUAAACCCAUGAAAAAACAACAGCCACAUGGAUGUAACCAUUUUAUAUAAAUGUAUUUUCACACACACACCCCCGCCAGCACAGACAUACCCAAAGGAACAGUCUCAGUAGGAGCUUUAAAGAAGAGCCCCAAAGGGGUGUCUAAACAGCAAGGGGAGCAGGAAUGAGCAAACAAAUCCCUGUGUAGUGCUUUUAAUCUCCUCUCAGCCAUAGGGCGUUGGGCACUAGUGAGCUCUACUGUGUUGAGGGUGAGUUAGUUAAAGCUUCAGUGAAGUGUCACUAGGGUCUCCUCUAAAUGCAUCUAGUCAAAUAUGAGUCUCUUCCCUCCAAAGGUGGCAGCCUUGAACAACAGGCUGGUGGUUAGAACAUGAGGACACGCUAUAGUAAACAAUCUAGGCACCUGUUCUACACUAAAUAUCAAGGGUAGUUUGAGACAGUGCAGCUAACCUCUAAUACUGUAGACUUGCAAUGAGACUCAGUCAGGCUACAGAGUCUUACAUCAUCUGCCCCAUGGGGAUGCAUUUCUUACCAACAUAAAUUACAAGGCUUUUUACCCUGAGCCCCUAUCAAGAAAUGAAAGCAGAGUUACUUGUAAGCAUGAUCAGUUCUAUCUUGACAGGCUCCACUAGUGUUUGCGGAUCAAGAUGUCCCAGCUGUCCUUCCAGCGCAGGGCCCUUAGCUCAGCUGCUGAGAGGGUAGGCUCCCCAUAUGUCAGUGGGCUGAAUGUGCGAUAGACCAGGUAAACGGAAGAGAACCAGGCUACCAUCAAGGCACUGAAUGCAUUCUUAGGGAGUUGGGAUCUGAGAGAGAAAGAAAUGAAGUUAAAGCAAAGCUACCUACAUAGUCUAAUAGCAAGAGACUAGUGUAGCAAUUUGGAACUUUGCACUCUGCUACCUGUUAGACAUGGAGACCCCAGGAAACAGGUUGUGUCUUCUCACCUCCAAAGAAAUGUACUGCUAGAAAGGGCUGCAAUUUACCUUACCUGGCUCUGUACAAGCAUUAACUGAGUAAUUCUCCUCUGGGAGGCAGGGCAGUGUUACUACAGAUGGGACAUAAUGCAAUGUGCCCAAAGCCAGUGAACCCCAUCAUUUCACUACCUUUGGCCCCACUAAUUAGAACUGCAGGACACCCUGUAGAGUAUCCUGGGUACCUGCAGAGGUGAUCGGUCAGAUGCUGAAGUACAACAGGAAUCAGGAGAAUUUGGAAAGUGAGAGCAGGCAGGUAAUGGUACAGGAAAAGUGUCUUCUCCAUCAUGAAAAAGGGGAGGUAAUUCACAGCCCAGCCUCCCACGCAGAGUCCUCCAGCUGAUACCCAGAGCCUCCAAGCAUCUACAAGACAAGACAAGAAGGGCAACACACUGCUGAGCACUAAUCAGGACUCCGGAGAGGGUCUGCUACCAAACACCCUGGAAACUACCAACUGCAAGGACAGGCAAAUUUUCAAAAGUUCUUAUGUUGCACAUGUGGGAAUGGCUAGAUAACACUUCCCUAGCCACUUUGGCCAAAGGUUAUGCUGUGUAAAACUGCAUAGGAUCUUUAGUAGUCAUGCAGAGCAGACAGGACCUGUAUGCAUAAGGGCACCUCUAAAAUACCCAGGGCAGGUGAGCCCUGAUGGAUUCCAAAUCUGAUCCUUUGAGCAUUAAAGCAUCCAGGAAAUGCAUUGAUACUAUAUUCAGUGUAAUCUCCCAAAGAAAGGAUGGUGUCCUGCAAUAAAAAUUUCUGUCAGGAGAGCGCACAGCUCAUCAAGCUAACCAGGGGAGGUGUCUAGUUCUUUGUCUUAGACAGUCUGUUCCAUCAAGAGUAUCUGAACCCCAAUUAGAAUUCUCACAGCUUCUGUGCAGCAAGGUGUCAAACUGCUCUGUACAAGGCUACUUCUGUGGCUAAGGGAUCAGACCUUCAGGGAUGUCACAAAUCUUUCUCCGUCGUCGAAGCAAAUACCACAGGAACAGACACACAUAUACAAGAGUUGCAACAUUAGCUGAAGCCCAGGUGAGAACGUUCCCAAUCAGGUGGAUCUGAGCCUGUAGGAUAAGAGGUGGAAAACAGCGGUGAUUUUUUACUACAGAGAGAAGCCAAAAACUAAGUAUUACAUAGCUGUAUAAACCCAAAUCCAAAACCUCAGAAUUUACCUGACAAGCUUUGGCAAUCCCCUGUCCAUCUGGCUAUUGACAGUGGGGUGGCUGUAUUAUUUCAUAAUUGAUUUUUAUAUAUGGCAUUUGAAAGAAGCUGUCAGUGGUGGACUGAUGUUCUACACUGGAUCAAGUGAAUAUUAAAUUGCAAUUUUCUCUUUAAGUGUUAGCAGAAGAGAGUUGUUUACUUAAGGAACAAAGCUGUCAAAAACUGUAUCGAGUGCCUGCAGAACUCUCCAGUUUAUUUUCCCACUGUUGGGCAGCGGGUUAUAUCAACUGUCCUAUCUGGCAUUGUAAGGAACAUUUCAAGAGAAUGUGGGAGGGGAAAAGGAAAGCUUCUAUUAAAUUAAAAUGUGAAAUGUUUGUUUUA